Molecule: messenger RNA, 2497 nt
Organism: Dermatophagoides farinae (American house dust mite)
Lineage: Eukaryota; Metazoa; Arthropoda; Arachnida; Sarcoptiformes; Pyroglyphidae
Gene: mAcon1
Product: Mitochondrial aconitase 1
Biological process (GO): tricarboxylic acid cycle
Cellular component (GO): cytosol; mitochondrion
Molecular function (GO): 4 iron, 4 sulfur cluster binding; aconitate hydratase activity
Source: RefSeq, a predicted model, not a curated record
AUUUAAAUUUAAAAAACAGAAAAAUACCGGCAACAAUCUUCUCAUUCUAAUUGUGAAACAACGUUGUAUUCUUGAUUUAAGAAAAAAAUUAAUCAUUAAUCAUGUUAUAUCGUACAUCUCUUACCAAGCCAUAUCUUGGUGUUUGGCGUUGGUCGUUGAAUAGUAAAAAUUCACGAUGUUUUGCAUCAGCUGCCGUACCAAUGAGCCGUUUCGAUAAUGAACCGAUGCCAUAUACAAAAUUGAGUGAAAAUUUAAAAAUAGUUCGUGAUCGAUUGCAACGACCAUUGACUUUAUCGGAAAAAAUUCUUUAUUCACAUUUGGACAAUGCACGUGAACAGGACAUUGAACGUGGUACAAGUUAUUUACGAUUACGACCUGAUCGUGUUGCUAUGCAAGAUGCCACAGCUCAGAUGGCAUUGUUACAAUUUAUUUCCAGUGGUUUAGCUCGUGUUGCCGUUCCUAGUACGGUUCAUUGCGAUCAUUUGAUUGAAGCACAAAUUGGUGGUGCUGAAGAUCUGAAACGUGCCAUUAAAAUCAAUGAAGAAGUGUACAAUUUUCUCAGUACUGCUUCAGCUAAAUAUGGUGUUGGUUUCUGGAAACCUGGUAGCGGUAUCAUUCAUCAGAUCAUCCUUGAAAAUUAUGCCUUUCCUGGCGUUCUUUUAAUCGGAACCGAUAGUCAUACCGUGAAUGGUGGUGGUCUAGGAGGACUUUGCAUUGGUGUUGGUGGUGCUGAUGCCGUAGAUGUAAUGGCCAAUAUUCCGUGGGAACUUAAAUGUCCUCAAGUGAUUGGUAUUAAAUUAACAGGCAAAUUAAAUGGAUGGACAUCAUCGAAAGAUGUUAUAUUGAAAGUAGCUGAUAUACUUACCGUAAAAGGUGGUACUGGUUCCAUUGUCGAAUAUUUUGGUCCAGGUGUCGAUUCGAUAAGCUGCACUGGUAUGGGAACGAUCUGUAAUAUGGGCGCCGAGAUUGGUGCCACAACAUCGGUUUUCCCUUACAAUUCUCGAAUGAGAGAUUAUCUGGUAUCGACGAAUCGAAAACCUAUUGCUGAUUUGGCCGAUCAAAAUCGUGGGCUAUUGUCGGCUGAUCCUGAAUGUAAAUACGAUCGAAUCAUUGAAAUUGAUCUGGAUACUCUUGAACCACAUGUUAAUGGUCCAUUCACACCGGAUUUGGCUCAUCCAAUCUCAAAAUUGGGUGAGAAUGCCAAAAAGAAUGGUUAUCCAUUAGAAGUUAAAGUUGGUCUUAUUGGCAGCUGUACGAAUAGUAGCUACGAAGAUAUGAAUCGAUCGGUCAGUCUAGCAAAACAGGCAUUGAAUCAUGGCCUGAAAAGUAAAUCAAUCUUUACCGUGACACCAGGCUCUGAACAAAUUCGAGCGACAAUCGAACGUGAUGGUCAAGCAAAAGUACUUCGUGAAUUUGGUGGCAUUGUUUUGGCCAAUGCUUGUGGCCCAUGUAUUGGACAAUGGGAUCGUAAAGACAUUAAAAAAGGUGAAAAAAACACAAUCGUCUCAUCUUAUAAUCGAAACUUUACUGGCCGUAAUGACGCCAAUCCUGCAACACAUGCAUUUGUAACAUCACCAGAAUUGGUCACAGCUCUUUCGAUUGCUGGUCGUUUAGAUUUUAAUCCAUUGACCGAUGAAUUAACUGGUGCUGAUGGCAAAAAAUUUAAAUUAGAACCACCUACCGGUGAUGAAUUACCUAAAGAUGGUUUUGAUCCUGGUCACGAUACUUAUCAAGCUCCACCAAAAGCUGGCUCAGAAACUCAGGUACAAGUUGAUCCAAAAUCCGAUCGUUUGCAGCUACUAUCACCAUUCGAUAAAUGGGAUGGUAAAGAUCUUGAAGAUAUGGUUAUUUUAAUCAAAAUCAAAGGUAAAUGUACCACCGAUCAUAUCAGUAUGGCUGGUCCUUGGCUCAAAUAUCGAGGUCAUUUGGAUAACAUCUCUAACAAUAUGUUUAUCGGUGCUAUCAACUCUGAAAAUAACGAGGCCAAUAAAGUUCGUAAUUUAGUCAAUGGUGAAUGGGGACCGGUGCCUGAUACAGCUCGAUUCUAUAAAUCAAAAAAUAUGAAAUGGGUUGCCAUCGGUGAAGAAAACUAUGGUGAAGGUAGUAGUAGAGAACAUGCUGCAUUGGAACCAAGACAUCUUGGUGGACGUGCCAUUAUCACGAAAAGCUUUGCUCGUAUCCAUGAAACCAAUUUGAAAAAACAAGGCCUAUUACCACUUACAUUUGCCAAUCCAGCUGAUUAUGAUAAAAUCCAACCAGAUAGUCGAAUUUCAUUGGUGGAUCUAAAAAAUCUGGCACCUGGAACGCCUGUCAAAUGUAUCAUUAAACAAAAAGAUGGAAAAACCGAAACCAUCACGUUAAAUCAUACAAUGAAUGAUCUUCAAAUUGAAUGGUUCAAAGCUGGUAGUGCAUUGAAUCGAAUGGCCGAAUUAUUGAAAUGAAACAAAAAAACCACCUCUGAUUACUAAUCAACUAAAUGAUGAAUUGUAGAAUUGAA